UGAUCAGCGAUCCUAAUUCUUCACCAGCCGCUCUGCGAAACACCUGAUCAUCUGCUGCUGCUAUAUAUAGCUCGUUUUAUCCAUUUGCGAACCCUAGACUUGCGCUCUCCUACUCCUCGCCAAGCAAACAGCAGUUUACGCCCGUCGUCGUUAUUAUUUUAUUAGGAUCAAGCUGCACCCUUUUCUUGUCAUGGCGACCACAUUCUCUGAUCUCGGCACUGAAUCUGGUUUGAAGAGGCUGGAUGAGUACUUCCUUACUCGCAGUUAUGUCACUGGUUACCAAGCCUCUAAAGACGAUAUCACUAUUUAUGCUGCUCUUUCAAAGCCUCCAUCCAAAUUUGUGAAUGUGUCUCGGUGGUACGACCACAUCGAUGCACUUUUAAGGAUCUCCGGUGUUACUGCUGAAGGAAGUGGGGUCACUAUUAGUGGAUGUGCUCCCAUCACAGAAGAAGCUGUUGCAACUCCUCCUGUAAGCGACACAAAGUCUGCAGCUGCUGAAGAUGAUGAUGAUGAUGAUGAUGAUGAUGUGGAUCUGUUUGGUGAAGAGACUGAAGAGGAAAAGAAGGCUGCAGAAGAACGCGCAGCUGCUGUCAAGGCAUCCACUAAAAAGAAAGAGUCUGGAAAGUCAUCAGUGUUAUUGGAUGUGAAGCCAUGGGAUGACGAAACUGACAUGAAAAAACUUGAGGAAGCUGUACGAAGUGUUGAGAUGGAAGGCUUGCAUUGGGGAGCAUCCAAACUUGCGCCUGUUGGAUAUGGUAUCAAGAAGUUGCAGAUAAUGCUAACCAUUGUGGAUGACUUGGUCUCGGUUGACAGCCUCAUCGAGGAACAUCUUAUGUCUGAACCAAUUAAUGAGUAUGUUCAGAGCUGCGAUAUUGUGGCUUUCAAUAAAAUAUAAUCAGAGGAUCAGCAGGAUCAAUGAGAACACCAUUAUGAGCUUGGUGGGGAGAAUUAGAGUGUGAACAACCAAGGAGAUAGUAGAAGUAUAGAGUCUUAUGUUGUGGAUCGUGUUCCUGUUGGAAUCGGAUUUCUAUUAUUAAUUUUGUUGGCUAGACUUUCUUCCCUAGUCAUUGCUGAGAUCAGAUCUAUCUAGCUACAAAAUCUGGCAUACUAUCGAAUGCAGAAUGUCUUGUAUGGAUUUCUGCCGCUCAAGCUGUUAAAUUCUCUAUUUUUUUGAGUAGUUGUAUUAUUAAAACUUAUCUUCCAGAUUCUAUAUUUUCCUGCGGAUUGUUCCCCUGUUCUAA
Tripterygium wilfordii is the source of this 1241-nucleotide messenger RNA. Its product is annotated as elongation factor 1-delta 1-like. The transcript has 8 exons. Gene Ontology annotation, molecular function: guanyl-nucleotide exchange factor activity; translation elongation factor activity. Gene Ontology annotation, biological process: translational elongation. Gene Ontology annotation, cellular component: cytosol; eukaryotic translation elongation factor 1 complex. Bases 191 to 895 code for a protein of 234 amino acids. Lineage: Eukaryota; Viridiplantae; Streptophyta; Magnoliopsida; Celastrales; Celastraceae. The record is from RefSeq and is a predicted model, not a curated record.